AUGGGUUUUAACUUUGUUAAAGGAGUAAUUUUCUUCUUUCUAACUGGACUUGGCAUGACGGGAAACAUCUUUGUUUUUAUGAAUUGUACAUGCUUUAUUGGAGGCACUAAGAUGAAAAGUACGCCCUUGAUUCUCACCCAUUUGGUUUUUACAAAUAUUAUCCUGCUUCUUUCCAAGGGAAUUCCAAGAACAAUAGCAGCUUUUGGUUUCAGAAACUUCCUCAGUGACAUUGGCUGUAAGGUUGUUGUUUAUAUGGAGAGAGUGGCCCGGGGCCUCUCCAUCUGCACCAGCAGUCUCCUCACUGUGGUCCAGGCCAUCACCAUGAGUCCCAGACACUCAGCAUGGCGGAGGGCCCAGCCCAGGUCUGCAUGGCACGUCCUCCCCUUGCUCCUCUCCUUGUGGGGCCUCAAUGCUAUGGUAAGCAUGAACUUACUCUAUAUCGUCUCGAGUACUAAUAUGAACUCAUCACAAAUUAGUAAAAGUGACGUCUAUUGUGGUUUUCUACCAAAAAGUCAGAAAGUGAACUGGAUUUUCCUCACUCUGCUGGCCCUGAGAGACACUGUGUUCCAAGGUCUAAUGGGUGGGGCCAGUGUCUACCUGGUGACUCUUCUCCACAAGCACCACCAGCGGGUUCUCCACCUGCAGAAGUCCAAAGUGGUCUGCAAAACUCCCCGUGAGAUCAAAGCUGCCCAAAAUGUGCUCCUUCUGAUGCUUUGUUUUCUUUUCUUUUAUUGGACAGAUUGUUUCACAUCUUUAUAUUUAGCUUUCUCCUUCAAGAGUGACUCCAUAACAAUAAAUCUUCAAGAAUUUCUGACUUUCGGUUAUGCAAUCCUCAGUCCUUUUGUGCUGAUUCACAGGGAUGGAUUCCAGGCUAAGUGCUGGCAUGCUCUGCAGGGUGGGAAGAUAUUGAGAAAUUGUCUAUUGCAUUCUCCUUUCUAUAGGUGGAAAUGA
Messenger RNA from Chinchilla lanigera (long-tailed chinchilla), 951 nucleotides. RefSeq names its product vomeronasal type-1 receptor 4-like. Gene Ontology annotation, molecular function: pheromone receptor activity. The transcript has a single exon. The record is from RefSeq and is a predicted model, not a curated record. Lineage: Eukaryota; Metazoa; Chordata; Mammalia; Rodentia; Chinchillidae. Gene Ontology annotation, biological process: G protein-coupled receptor signaling pathway. Bases 1 to 951 code for a protein of 316 amino acids. Gene Ontology annotation, cellular component: membrane.